AUGGCAAGAGAUGAGCCCCUGUUAAAAGCUAGACAUACUAAGCGAAAUAAGCCAGUCACAAAAGACAUGUAUUCUACGUUCCACUUUGAUGAGUGGUCAGUGCCUUUAGCAGGACGAUAUGGGGCCGUAGACAUUUUCCGAGGCUUCUCGAAUCACAUUCCUAUUCGCACCGACUAUGUACAUUAUUUUGAAGGAGACAUGUUUGCUAGGAGCGCCCCCCUCAACCAGUCCGGCCCCACUGAGUUCGUGUUCCGCAGGUUCACCACCGCCCCCCAUUUCCAGGCUCUCCUCUUUCUUCUCUUUCUCCUCCUCUAUCUGAUGAUCCUUUGCGGCAACGCGGCCAUCAUCUGGGUGGUGUGCACACACAGCUCCCUGCGCACCCCAAUGUAUUUCUUCCUGUCUAGCCUGUCCUUUAUAGAAAUCAACUACACCACCGUCGUGGUGCCCUUGAUGCUUUCCAACAUUUGGGGGACCCGGAGGCACAUUUCACUGGCUGGCUGUGGGACCCAAAUGUUCUUUUUUAUCACACUCGGUACUGUUGACUGCUUUCUCCUGGCAAUCAUGGCGUAUGAUCGCUAUGUGGCCAUCUGCCACCCGCUGCACUACACCCUCAUCAUGACUCAGAAGCUGUGCAUCCAGGUGGUGGCCUUCGCCCUGGGCCUGGCGCUCUUCCUGACCGUGCAGCUCACGUCCUUAAUCUUCACCUUGCCCUUCUGGGAGCACCUCCGGGAGAUCAACCACUUCCUCUGUGAUGUGCCUCCGGUCCUGCGGCUGGCCUGCGCGGACAUCCACGUGCACCAGGCUGUCCUCUAUGUCGUGAGCAUCCUCGUGCUGACCGUCCCCUUCCUGCUCAUCUGCGUCUCCUACGUGUUCAUCACCUUGGCCAUCCUGCGCAUUCGCUCAGCCGAGGGUCGCCGCCGGGCCUUCUCCACCUGCUCCUCCCACCUCACCGUGGUCUUGCUGCAGUAUGGCGUCUGCGCGGUGGUCUACAUGCGUCCCCAAUCUAGCUCCUCGCUGGAUGAGGACCGCCUAUUUGCCCUCGUUUACACUUUUGGCACCCCCUUACUCAACCCUCUGAUUUACACCCUUAGGAAUAAGGAUGUCAAAAGUGCCCUGAAAAAGGUCAUCAGUGGCAAAGGCACAACUAGAACUCCCUGA
Messenger RNA from Pteropus alecto (black flying fox), 1158 nucleotides. Its product is annotated as olfactory receptor 10Q1. The record is from RefSeq and is a predicted model, not a curated record. Gene Ontology annotation, biological process: G protein-coupled receptor signaling pathway. Gene Ontology annotation, molecular function: olfactory receptor activity; G protein-coupled receptor activity. Gene Ontology annotation, cellular component: membrane. The transcript is spliced from 4 exons. NCBI's taxonomy places the organism in Eukaryota, Metazoa, Chordata, Mammalia, Chiroptera, Pteropodidae. Bases 1 to 1158 code for a protein of 385 amino acids.